Messenger RNA from Colletotrichum lupini, 3294 nucleotides. RefSeq names its product purine-cytosine permease FCY21. The transcript has 25 exons. Gene Ontology annotation, cellular component: plasma membrane. Gene Ontology annotation, molecular function: transmembrane transporter activity. Lineage: Eukaryota; Fungi; Ascomycota; Sordariomycetes; Glomerellales; Glomerellaceae. The record is from RefSeq and is a predicted model, not a curated record. Bases 1 to 3294 code for a protein of 1097 amino acids. Gene Ontology annotation, biological process: transmembrane transport.
AUGCGAGGCGCAACGUCCGGGCUUGCUCCUGCUAAGGAACAAGCGACGGCUGAGUAUCUCCUGGUACACCUAUGCAGAUCACCCUUACCCAGCGCGCCUCGAUUCGAAACUGUCUACGAGAACCAAACAGUCCACAGGGUGAUAUCAGCUAUGGUCGGUCCAGCAGGAGGUCUCAGUAAGUUCGAAAGCAUAGUCCUCUCAUCCACGCUCUUCGGUAACAUCGCAGCAAUGGGGUACACCAUAACCAUCAACUUCCAGCUCCUCCUCUCAUACUUUUCCCGAAGGUCCGCAAAUAUCUCUUACGACGCGUAUGCGCCGAUGAUGACAUCGGUGGCAAGUCUCGUUGAAAUUCGUGACACCGCAGAUUUCAUUGAGAGUCUGGAGACCUUCGUCCCUCUCAUUAGGUAUUGGUCUGUGGCAUCCCUCAAUGUGAACCGUGGACCACUCCUGGGACAACGCCGCGAGGCUGCCGCGAAGCGUGGCUGCGUUUGGUCGUGCUUCUCUUGCCUCGGCGUCCUCGUUCCCUGCAUGGCGCAAAUGUGGUGGAUCGGGCCGACCGUCGAGACGGCCGGGGAUUUUGGAAUUGAGCUGGCGUUUGGCGACGAAGAAUACCUCUGGACAGUCGAGAUGAAUGGGCCCGUGGCGGUGAGGUCUAACGGGUCUGCUGUGCGAGCUGCGCCGCUUGGCCCGCUGGGAAAGACAGCAGGGGUGGCAAUUCUAUCAAGGAAUCGUCUACUGCAGGGAAGCACGGGUGGAAGCAUAUUAGGCGCAGCAAUGGAUCUAUGCGCGUGGACACCUGCAUCGCCUCUCUUCCCACUCCUCAACCUCCUGCAGCGUCCCUGGGCAUGCCGCGCGUCGGGUGCCUCUAGCAAACAAUUUGAUAUUCAGGGCGACCUCAUCCUUCUCUACGACCCUGAAACAAGGUUGCAUCUUUCACCGCUUGCGUUCUUGGUUGGCAAAUUCUUAUCGAAGAGAUGCUUCUUCCGGUCUUCCCAUCCCCUUGGUACCCUCCUUGAGGCAUUUUCGGGAUCAUCCAGCAUAUGCAAGAAGGAAGCAAACAACACGUUUUCGGCCGCAAGCCGUCUCGCACAAGAUUGCUCAUGUGGGAAUAACGCCCGAGAUGGGGCUUUGCAGAGAAAUCUUGCACCAACCAACUGGGACGAAACUCGUCCGAAGAUCUCGUACUGUGUCCGACUUCCCCUUUUUCUUCAUUUUCACGGCGGCAGUGGCGGGAGUAAGAUCCUGGAGAAAACGUUGGGACGACUGACAUGUCGCUCCGAGGCCAUGGAAAUGAAACCGCACCGCCGCUCGGUCUGUGUCACCUACUCGAACACAGAGUUUGGAUGGGAUGAAAUCGAGGUAGAUGUAGGGAGAGAGACAGGAGGAGAAUAUACACAUUCUCACACGAAAUUCACUCUCAAUCUCACUCUCACUCUCGCCCCCAAUCUCACCCUUUACCACUCAUCUUACUCUCACCCUUACUUUUCCGUAUCCGCAUUAACGAUAUCGAAUCGCGGAUGUCCCUCGGCAUCUGACUACCUUGUGACCCUCUUUUUUCAGAUGCCAGUUGAACGUUAUGAGCGCAAGUUGUCGCAAGCCACUAAGGCGGGAACAGCGCUGGAGACGAUCUUGUUCGAGAACCAAGUGCAAGGGAUCGCGGAACCAGACCGGGACGUUGUGAAACCACGGCAUUGUCCUGCCUUGACGGCACUGCUGUUUGUAGGUUUCGCCUCGUCGAGAAUGGUUUGGGACUAUGAUUGGGCCAUUCCGUACCCGGAUGGGCCGAAUGUUAUUGGGACCGGACUGCCUGUUGCCAAGAGCACCGAGGACGUCGAUAAUGGGACCUGUUCUCUGGCUUGGCUUGCGGAAGCCUUUGUGGCUCUCCCGGAACAAAUUGCGGGUGCUCGGUGGUGCUGUGAUUUCAGUCCGGGAUGGGCUGAUAUUCUUUCUUCCCCGCCAACUAACCCCAAGUUGCCCCAGGCUGGCGGCGCCGCCAGUUCGAGAGCCACAGUUCGUGUCAAAGUCGGUCUCAAUGGCGGCAAAGCUUAUCUCGUCUACCGCUUUCCCAGCCGUCUUUCGCGCAGUGCCCUGGACGGCGGCUGUUCCCAGGACAUGGGCGGGGAAACGGGCGCAUCAGUCGCCAAGAUCACGCCGGUGGCCUAUCUAGCGAAAAUCGCUCCCUUCCAUUGGUUUCCGUCGCUAGCUUGGGCGCCCGCCAAGCUCCAACCAACGUCCACGGUGUGCUGCCCGGUCUCGGCUUCACUGGGGAAUGAGAAUGGCGGGAAGAAGCCCGCUGGCCCGCCAUCAUCCAUGUCGCUGAUGAAAAUGAAUACAUACAGGCUGUGCUGGGCACUAUCCACCCCAGUGGAACGAGACUUGAUCGCACAUGACAGCGCGACAGAAGUCAAAAGCACGCGAUGCCCCAUUGGCCUCUUCUCUAGCACGAUCUUGGCAGACCAGGAAGCAGGUCUUCCCCAAGAGCCUGAAGGAUCACAGAUUAAUCGGAGCGCUCUCGUCAAACUCCACGACUCCCUCUCCGUGCGGGGAAAAUUGCCUAGAAACAGGAUUGCGGGGGAUGAAGAGAGAAAGAGGGGCGCGGCAUGGGGUGUUCGUGAGAAGGCUGGUUCCCUGUCUCUGGCCAACUAUCUCGCUCAAUGUCCGAACUUUUUCUGUUUCUUAUGCUUAUUUCGUCAGGGGGCCUCCACGAAUGAUAAUGGCGGCACUGAGGAGAGAGAUGAUGUCGAGGGAAAAGUCCAUCGAAAAUUGUUCCCCAUCCCUUUCCCCGUAUCCUCCCCCGCGCCGCGAUGGCCAUCAGGACAAGAAGAAGCUUGGCUCGCAUACUUCGGAUACAAGGAAGCUAACGGGAAGAAUCGAACAUUCUAUGCAUUCAGCUCGACCUUCUCGGAACAUCCUCUCCCUGACGAGGAGCAAUGGUCUCAUUCCAAUAGGCCAAUUUGCAAUAUCCUUAGGGGCACGCUGUCCGUCGUGUUUGCGUCUGGUGCCAGCAUAAGCGCAGGCGUCUCGGGCUGGGCAGAAAAAGAAGUCGAGGGCUGCGCUCGACGAGUCAUUGAUGUUGCUCAAACGGCCUGGACAUCGUCGACUCCAGUUGCCUCUUUCUCUACCACCUCCCAUCGUCGUAUUGGCUACGGGCCAUUCACCUGUCUGGCUUAUUCUUGCUCUUCUCCGCCUUUCUCCUUCGUCUUCCUCCCAUUGCGAGGACCCCAUCAUCAAUCCUGCCCACAGCCUGCCUUCCAGACUAGCCCCAGACUCGCAAGUCUGCGGGCCAAUCGCUAA